Molecule: messenger RNA, 1575 nt
Organism: Branchiostoma belcheri (Belcher's lancelet)
Lineage: Eukaryota; Metazoa; Chordata; Leptocardii; Amphioxiformes; Branchiostomatidae
Product: laccase-1-like
Exons: 10
Biological process (GO): iron ion transport
Cellular component (GO): plasma membrane
Molecular function (GO): oxidoreductase activity; copper ion binding
Source: RefSeq, a predicted model, not a curated record
GUUCCCGUAUGUGCCCGAGGCCGUAAUCUUAUCCUUCAAGGUGGUUUAGAGGUCAUAAUGUCAACGUUUUGAACAAAGCAGACAAGAAAGAAAAUGGCGCCUGGGAGCUGGCUAGUGUUUCUGUGCGUGUUUUUGCCGUUAGGAGGGGCGGUCACCCCGCCGUUUAUGAACUAUAUCCGACCGCCCCCUAAACAGGACGAGUACGAUUUCUACUGGCAUGUGGGGUACUGGGAGACCAUGUUCGAGUACGACGAGGAACGGGAUGCGGGCAGGCCCGUACAACUCACCGGGCUGAACCGGUUCGGCAGGCGGGAGACAAAUCGUGACGACCCUAACAACUGUGGCAAUCUGACGCCCUUAACGGCUGAGGAGAGCAGGACGGUUGUUGUGGCGGAUGGAUUCCACCGGAAGUUGAUCGCGGUCAACCGGACGUUGCCAGGACCCACCAUUGUCGUCUGGAAAAACGCCCAGGUGGCCGUUCAUGUGACUAACAAGUUGAUACAAGAAGGUAUCUCAAUCCACUGGCACGGCAUCACCCAACACAACACGCCGUGGAUGGACGGGGUGGGCGGCGUGUCACAGUGUCCCAUCAACCCGGGGGAGAGUUUCACGUACAGGUUCAAUGCCACAGAAGGAGGAACACACUGGUGGCACGCCCACUUAGGCACCUUCAGGACAGACGGACUGUACGGGGCGCUUAUUGUACUGGAGGAGGAGCCAAGAUUGCCGGCCUUUUCGCGUGAAUUCAUUGUUCUGCUCCAUGACUGGCAAAGGGAGGAAUCACUGGAUAUAGCUCUCAGGGUCAACUGGGAAGCCUCAAGGUUUUCCUACGGGUACGAUAACAACUCCCAGUGUUACUAUAACAAACGGCAACAUGACGGCACGGAGAUCGCACCCAUACCGUUUGUGUCAGGACUCAUCAACGGGAAAGGCCGCCGUUACUACAACGACGGGUUGGAGUCUGAAAAUCAGAACGUCCCUUUGGAGACUUUCGAGGUGCAUUCUGGGGUCAAUUAUCGCUUCCGGGUCAUCAGCGCUGCCAUGAGCUACGCCUUCCGGGUCUCCAUCGACCGACACGAGCUGACUAUGAUCGCUACUGACGGUAACAGAAUCAAGGAUGAAAAGGCAGAGUCUUUCAUCAUCAACACAGGAGAGAGAUUUGACUUCUACAUCUCUACAAAAAACAAGCCGGUUCAGAACUACUGGUUACGCGCGGAGACACUGGAGGACACUGACAUCUAUGGGACUGCAGUGCGGCCACAUUCUGCCAAGGCUAUACUCCACUACCAAGGAGCGCCCGUGGAUAGCGACCCCGCCACUACAAGGAGACCAUGCGACGCAUCCAAUGACUGCACUGUGGUCAACUGUCCAUUUGAAAACUAUCCACCCGGCAGCUAUAAAACAUGUAUGAACGUCCACGAGUUACGGUCUGCUCUUAAUGAGGACGCUCCUCGGCGGGAGAGCAAGUGGGAGGAACACUUCAUCAACUUCCACUUCUCUGGGAACGAGCUGAACGGGGCUCAGCGGUCUUCUGUCAACGGACAUCGCUUCAUACCACCGAGGUCUCCUCCAACG